Ascoidea rubescens DSM 1968 is the source of this 1419-nucleotide messenger RNA. Its product is annotated as YMR241Wp-like protein. Gene Ontology annotation, molecular function: tricarboxylate secondary active transmembrane transporter activity. The transcript has 2 exons. Gene Ontology annotation, cellular component: mitochondrion. Gene Ontology annotation, biological process: alpha-ketoglutarate transport; mitochondrial citrate transmembrane transport. The record is from RefSeq and is a predicted model, not a curated record. Bases 362 to 1264 code for a protein of 300 amino acids. NCBI's taxonomy places the organism in Eukaryota, Fungi, Ascomycota, Saccharomycetes, Ascoideales, Ascoideaceae.
CUCCAUACUUUUUCUUCAAACUGUUGUACUGAUUUAAAUAAUAUACAAAAAAUAAUUUCGGAGUGGGGCCAGAAAAUAGCCAACCAGAGGAUUUUUCAGACUAUAUUUUUCUUUAUUAUUGUUCAAUCUUAAAAAUAUUCUAUAUUAAUCCUCAAUUAAUAUUUGCUUUCCUGCAAUUUUUGUUUUGCUUCCUACCUUGAUUAUCUCAGAAUUAAUUGAUUCUUUCCCACUAUCAAUUUUGAAUAUAAAGAUCUUGAUUUCCAUUAUAUUUAAAAUUACAGUCCAUCUUUCUUUUUUUUCUUCAUUUCUGUCUAAUCUUCACCACUUAUAUCUGAUUUCUUAAAAAUAUUUGCAAAUAAAGAUGGUUGAUACUGAAAUUAAAAAGAAACCUGUUAAUCCAAGUAAUUUAUUACUUGGUGCAACUUUGAACUUUCUUGAAGUUUCCACACUUGGUCAACCUUUAGAGGUCACCAAAACCACCAUGGCUGCUAACAGAGAAUUUGGCAUAUUGAGAGCAGCCAAACACGUUUGGUCCAGAGGUGGUGUUUUUGGUUUCUACCAAGGUUUAAUUCCAUGGGCUUGGAUUGAAGCUGGUACCAAAGGUGCUGUCUUAUUAUUUGUAUCUGCUGAAGCUGAAUAUCAAUUCUCAAAAUUAGGAGCUUCGAACUUUGUUUCUGGUAUUGGUGGUGGUGUUAUUGGUGGUUUAGCCCAGGCCUAUGCCACUAUGGGGUUUUGUACUUGUAUGAAAACCGUUGAAAUCACCAGAGCAAAAUCUGCUAAUGCUGGUGCUCCAGUUGAAUCAUCCUUUCAGGUCUUUAAAAAAAUUUAUAAAGCUGAAGGUAUAAGAGGUAUUAAUAAAGGUGUUAACGCUGUUGCAAUCAGGCAAUGCACUAAUUGGGGUUCAAGAUUUGGUUUUGCAAGAUUAUCAGAAGAAAUGAUUAAAAAAAUUGUUGGAAAAUCUGAAAAAGACCCUUUAAAUCCUUUCGAAAAAAUUUUAGCUUCAACUGUUGGUGGUGGUUUAUCUGCCUGGAACCAGCCAAUUGAAGUUAUUAGAGUUGAAUUACAAAGUAAAAAAAACGAUCCAAAUAGACCAAAAAAUUUAAAUGUUUUAUCUGCUUUUAAAUAUAUUUAUCAAACCAAUGGUAUAAAAGGUCUUUAUAAAGGUGUAACUCCAAGAAUUGGUUUGGGUAUUUGGCAAACUGUUUUCAUGGUUGGUUUUGGUGAUAUGUGUAAAACUUAUAUUGCUAAUUUACAAAAACAUUAAUAGAAUUUUUUUCUUUUUCUUUUUUCCUUUAUAGCUAUCAUUAAUCGUCUGUCAUCCUUCUAGAAUAUUUUUGUUUUUUUGCUCAUUUUUUUGGAUUCAUUUUAACAUCCUUAUAAACUGAUAUAAUUAAAUAUAUUGGUAUAUUGUAAUUUGUU